UCUGCACAAGCGACAGCAAGCUGAGACUGGACACCGGGAGCAUUUGCUCGAGUGAUUGUCUGUGCGCGUGCGGCCUGGCACUCUGACACCGAGGCGCACUGUGCGCGCGCGUUCUUCGCCGGUGUAACCAAAAGCUGGGAAAAGGCGUAUCAGUUCGUAGGGAGGCGGCGACGACCCAGUCUCAUUAGAAUCUAGUCUGCAGACCCUUCGCUGGUCGCGCGCAUUUUACUACUACAACUCCUCACGGUGACGCUUCAGCUGUCGACGGAGUGGCACGCGCGCAAAAGCUGUGGAGAAGAGGGCACCCGCCCGGGACAAUGGAACCGAACCCGAGCCGUUAAACAGUUGACACACACGCACGCGCGCACACACUGCAGCUGAGAGAGAGAUCAGGCGUUUGGAAGGAUAAAGGCGACAUGGCGAAAACGGACAAGCUCUGAAGUUUGGAGGUUCUGCUGUGAGGAUUAUUGUACAGUCCACGGUCUGACCGGCGAAACGAGGACCAGAGUUUGCAUCACUGUAUCCAAGGGAAUAAGCCCACGUUAUGGCGCGCGCUGACAGCCGUUUGGGGACCUGGCAGGUGCUCCUGACCAUCUCAAUGGUCAUCCUCCCUGUGUCUGCUCACGGGAGGCAUUCAAUUGGCAAACAUCACCAUCAUCGCAACCAUUCAUCUGUCAACAAGGAGGCCUUGAACACCAGGAUGGUGCUAAGUGAUGACUCAGCAGAGAGAGACCAUCUGAUUGGAGCAGGCCUUGUGUUUGGCGCCAAACUCCCACUCAGCUCCACCAAACACCACCACUCACAUAAGCGCGUCCACUUGGAUUUUGUAGAGGAGGACCCACCGGUGGCGGAGGAGCUAACCGCAGGAGGUGCAGGUCCAGAUCAGCCCGGGAACCCGUUAUCCGAUGACGUCAUCACCGUGGAGUUUCACAGUCCUGCCCCCGACGUCGUGCCCUCCGAUGCUGCUCUGGGAUGGGCGAAAGCCCCCAAGCCCCAAAAGCAGAAGGCAGGUGACCCUACAUCAUGGACCCUUUCUGAUUUUUACGACUAUCUAUCCCCCGAUGAUGACGACCCCUCGGCAGUCGAUACAACCCCAGAACCCGAACCCUCCCCGUCACCUCCAGCAGAAAUGGAGGAUGAGAAUCCGCUCCUGGCUGGUUCUCCUGCUGUUCCCGACAAGGUCAAGCCUAACGUGGACAGCAGGCCACCCUUACCAGCUCCUCCCAUGUCAGGGCCAGACCAGGACGAGGGGCUAGGCUUAGGAGGUGCCAUGGGGGAGGGUGGCUGCAGGCUGGGCUUUGUGCAGUCUGGGCCCGGGGUGUGUGUAUCUCAGUGUGACGUCGAACCCAAUUUCUGCUUCAAUCAAGGGGUGUGCACCGUAGUGCCAGGAAUGGGAGCCUUCUGCAGGUGCAAUGUGCAGGACUACGUGUGGAACAAAGGCGCGCGUUGCGACUGGGCCGUCACUGAGUUCCAGGUGCUGUGCGUGGUGGUGGGCGUGUCCUCCGUGGUCCUCCUGCUGCUUUUUAUGAUCAUCGUAUUCUUCGCCAAGAGGCUGCACCACCUCAAGAACGAGAACAAGCGCCUUCGCAAACGCAGUAAGUACCGCCCACAGAGCAGCGAGCCACAGACGGACGGCCUCUCAGUUUCCACAACAGCUGACGGCUCACAGCCAAACGUAAGGAAACUGUGUGACACCCCUCCGCCCGCUCCCCAAGCUCAUUCUCACAACCUGGCGUACUAUGACAACAUUAUCUGUCAGGAUGAGCCGCAGAAACAGGAGAACCAAGCCAAGUCCCCACAGCCCAAGGAAGAGGGGUCUAUGAACAUCCUCAACUCUCACUCCCCGAAGCACGAGAACAACCGCCCGGCCUCCGCCAUCCAGGACCACGGCCUCACUCCUAACAACACGGAGGAAAAAGCCGAGGAUGGAGUGACUAUUGGCCUGGAAGUGCUUCUCCCCAAAGAGGCCAAGCUCCACCCAGAGAACAACCCGCCCCUUCAGUAUGAUGUCUUCCUCUACAAGGUUGCCAACAAUGGAGACUCUGCCUCUCCCAGUCAAGGCCUCACCUCUCACUCAUCCAGUUCUUACUCCACCACUCAUCCCAUUCCCAGAUCACCCAAUACACCUAAGACAUCCAAGGUGCCUAAGUCACCCAAAUCCCCCAAACAGACCAAGGAACCGCUGUCAGGGAGGCACUCUUCACCUGGCCGGCACCGCUCACCCGGUCGCCAUCCAUCGCCAAGUCGCCACUCAGCUCCCGGGUGUUAUUCUUCCCCUAUCUGCCAUAUGUCUUCCCACCACUCUCCCUCCCAUUUCCGGUGCAUGCCCACCUGCUCACCCACUCCACCUCAGCUACGCAGGCCCAGAGGUCGGUCUCAGGAUCCGGGAGCUGAGGCCUCAGAGACUGGGCGAGAGUACUAUGGAGGACACAUCCGCCCAUUCCCAUCAUCACCACAUCUUACCCAGCCUCCUCCAUCACCAUCCAGGGGGAAGUACUGCCCGGUCAGUACACGAUCCCUGCCACCACUCUCCUGACCAGGCCUUUACUUAGUCCAGCCAUUCAAACGCACAAACAUCUGUCAUGAUCUACACUGUCCAGUGAUCUGUGUCCAUCGUGUCUCUAACUUUUUUUUUAAUUAGCUAUUUAUAGUUUUUUCAUCCACCUAUCCAUCUUUGCACCCUGUGUCCCCACUUUUAUACCCUUAGGAUAAGGAAGACACCUAAACCUGUUCUAGAAAACUAAAUAACUGGGACAACCCUGCACAGACCACAUUCACUGAAACUGAAACAUGGAUGGACCAAAAAUACACCAAUAAAUCACUGCAUGGUUGCUGCAGCUGCAUAUUCACACCUCUCUGUAAAAAAAAAAAAAAAAAAAAAAAAAAAAAGCCCAACAUCUCAAGGCUCAGGAUUCUGCUCACAGAAUAAACUCUUAUAUGUGAACAACACUCUCAUAGCAUGGUGCCAACAUCAGCGACAGCUGACGAUAUUGUCAAUAAAAGGUUUCAUAGCCUUAGUGUUAU
Molecule: messenger RNA, 3024 nt
Organism: Oreochromis aureus
Lineage: Eukaryota; Metazoa; Chordata; Actinopteri; Cichliformes; Cichlidae
Product: chondroitin sulfate proteoglycan 5-like
Exons: 6
Coding region: 545-2536 (663 amino acids)
Biological process (GO): nervous system development
Source: RefSeq, a predicted model, not a curated record